Messenger RNA from Sesamum indicum (sesame), 819 nucleotides. RefSeq names its product protein S40-1-like. NCBI's taxonomy places the organism in Eukaryota, Viridiplantae, Streptophyta, Magnoliopsida, Lamiales, Pedaliaceae. The record is from RefSeq and is a predicted model, not a curated record.
AUAUCUUGCACAGUGACGCCAUCAUCAAUCAAAACUUGCAGUCACUACGACGACGAUUUCACGUUCAAUCAUUCAAUGCCUUCGUUCCCUAUAAAUUCCACCCAAUUCCCAUCAUUCUCCACUCUUCACCUCCAUCCAUCCCCAAUUAAUAUACACACUUUUUGAUCUCGAAGAACAGGGAAUCCAUGGCGGAAGAAUUCGAAGAAUCCGAAGUUAUAUUUCGGGAAGAGGAAGUUGAGGACGAAGACAGCGAUGAUACUGAAACCGGCAGCGAUUUCCAGUUGAGUUCCAGGGAAUCCAGAAGCAACAGGGCGAAGAGGAAAAAGCUGAGCAAGAAGAGCUCGGUUCCCAUUAACAUCCCGGAAAAUGUGUCCGGGAGAUCAACGUGGUUCCGGUACAUGGAGGAGGAAGGGGAAAUGGUGCCGCCACACGUGAUCGUGGGGCGGCGCGUGGCCGGGAAGAUGAUGGCAUUUUCGGUUUGUACUGGGAACGGGAGGACUCUGAAGGGGAGGGAUUUGAGUGAAGUGAGGAAUUCGGUCCUCAGGAUGACUGGAUUUCUUGAGACUUGACUUUCAACCUCAGUCAUCAACCUCAAACUCCCUCCCCAAAAACCAAAAAAGAAAAUGAAUGACGAUCAUUAAAAUCGUUUCACUUUUAGAUGUUAUAGUGAUGAACAUUAUUAAUCGUGUUCUUGAAAAAGAAUCAUAACAAUUCCCUAAAAAAGACAAGGAAUUGAAAGGAACAAAAAACGUUUUGUAUGAUUAAUUGUUAUUCUUAUAUUCUUCAUUUAUCAAGAACAUGUAUAUUGUUUGUGAUGAA